AUGGUGGCUCUGCAUAAGAUCCACACAGUGUAUAAAGUGGGGGUCCUGAUGGCUUCAAGACUGGACUCGCCGUUUGACUUGGAGCGUUGUGGACCUGCCGUGGACCUGGCCUUGGACAAGGUCAACAACAUGUUCCUUGCCCACCACGGCGUCGAGCUACAGAAGGUUCAGGGCAGCUACCCGUCCUGCUCGGGCGCGAUCGCUCCUGGGUUGGCAGCGGACAUGCACUUCAAGGAUGACGUCAUCGCGUUCAUCGGGCCGGCGUGCGCCUUCGCCUUGGAGCCAGUAGCCCGCCUCGCGGCCUACUGGAACACGCCUAUCAUUACUGGCAUGGGGGAUCAGCCACCGUCGCAAGGGGAACUGGAGACUCCAGCGAGUGUUGUCAGUCGAAUCCAUAAGCUGAACAACUUGCCUGAAGGAACUAAGACGCUCUUCAACGACAAGGGCAAGUACCCGACCCUGACUCGGAUGUCGUACUGCCAGUGUCGCCUGCCCAGGGUGUUCUCCAGCGUGUUCGAGCGGUUCGGCUGGGCCCACGUCGCAUUGUUGCUCGACAAGUCUGACUUGUUCUCUCUUACUGUUGGUAAGAGCUUAGAAUGGGGCCUACGCAGAGCUGGUAUGCUGAAGGCGGUGAGAGAACUGGACGGUAAUGAGCGAGAGUCCCGGCAGAACAGGGAAGCCUUGCUGUUGGAUGUCAGCAUGUAUGCUCGAGUGGUGAUCCUGAGUGUUCGUGUGCCGCUGGUGCGGGAGUUCCUUCUGGCCGCUCACUCGCUCGGCAUGACACGCGGCGACUGGGCCUUUCUCGACGUCGAGAUAUUCCAGGGUGGCUACUGGGGCGAGACCGGAUGGGCAGCGGGCGACUCUCUGGACACGGCUGCGCGUGCUGCGUACGAGGCGCUACUGCGGGUGUCCCUCAAGCUGCCCACCGGAGACAAGUUCGACGACUUCGCUGAUGCCGUCAAGAUGCGAGCUAAACAACAUUAUAACUACAGCUUUUCUGACGGGGAAGAGGUAAAUUUCUUCAUCGGAGCGUUCUACGACGGUGUGUACUUGCUGGGCAUGGCUCUGAACGAGACUCUGACUGAGGGUGGAGACAUCAGGGAUGGGAGGAGGAUUACCAGCAGAAUGUGGGGCCGCGACUUUCAUGGUAUAACGGGUCACGUUCGUAUCGACGCCGUGGGCGACAGGGACGCAGACUACGCCAUUUUGGAUUUGGAUCCCGUUACCGGGAAAUUCGAGGUGGUGGCAUUCUACCAUGGGCUGAACAGCAGCUACAAGCCAGUGGCAGGCAAAGCCAUCCACUGGCCGGGCGGACGACGCGGCCCACCCCCCGACACCCCGCGCUGCGGAUUCCUUGGCAAUGACCCUAUGUGCCAGGGAGAGGCCCAGACAGUAAUAAUUUACUGUUUUAUCGGGCUGGCUAUAUUCCUAACUUUUGCUGUAACUGCGGCGUGUGUCGCGUACAAACAAGCUCGUAUAGACGCAGAGCUUAACAACACAGCGUGGCGUGUGCGUCCUGAGGAGGUGUUGGUGGAGGUGGGCACCGGGCUGGGCGCCAGUCCAGCACUGCACAGCAUCAACGAGGUGCUCAAGUUGUCCCUGGGUUGGAGUGCGCGCAGCAGCUCAGGUGCCGUCUCCGGGGUGGGCAGCACUCCGUCUCUGAACCUGUCCUCGUUCACCGUCGGCCUGUAUAAGGGCAACCGCGUCGCCGUCAAGAAGAUACACAGGAAGAAACUGGACCUUAAUAAGAAGCUUCUUUGGGAGAUUAAACAGGCCCGUAACGUGUCGCACGAGAACACAGCGCGGUUCAUCGGCGCGUGUGUCGACUGCCCGCUGGUGUUCGUGCUGACAGAGUACUGUCCCAAAGGCUCAUUGAAAGAUGUCCUUGCCAAUGAAGAGCUGCAGCUGGAUUGGAACUUCAGGACCUCGCUCGUCCACGAUAUUGUGCAGGGCAUGUGUUAUCUGCACGGUGGUUUAGGAGCUCAUGGCAAGCUGCGGUCUUCGAACUGCCUCAUCGAUGGUCGCUUCGUGCUCAAGAUAUCCGAUUACGGACUCAACACGCUCUUCACUCCUACUGACUUGAUCAAAGAUGACACUUAUUAUUACAAGUUGCUGUGGACAGCUCCAGAGCUGGUGACAGGCAGUAUGUACCCUGGCGCGGCUGCCUCUCUGAAGGGAGACGUCUACAGCUUCGGUAUCAUCCUGGAGGAAAUCAUACUCAGAGCUGGACCCUUCCAUCACUACUGCGGGACACUGUCCAAUGAAGUGAUAGUUUCGAGGGUGUGUGCGCGCGAGUCGCCGCCGUUCAGACCAGUGGUGUGCCUGACAGACGUAGCCGCAGGUGCGGGGGGCCCAGGGGCUGCGGCGGAGCUACUCGAGCUGGCAUCCCGCUGCUGGGCUGAGGGUCCUGACGACAGGCCCACGUUUGACUUCAUCAACGCUAACUAUAUCAAGGGAUAUUGUGAUAAUCUGAUGGACGACCUGCUUCGCCGAAUGGAACAGUACGCCAACAACUUGGAGACGCUGGUUGAGGAGAAGACAGAGCAGCUAUCGAUGGAGAAGCGAAGGUCUGAGGAGUUGCUUUACCAGGUUCUUCCAAGGCCGGUAGCCCAACAGCUGAUGGCAGGGGAGAUGGUCCAACCAGAAAGCUUUGAAUGCGUGACCGUAUACUUCAGCGAUAUCGUAGGGUUCACUGAACUCUGCGCUGCGUCCACGCCGAUACAGGUCGUUGACCUCCUCAACGACUUGUACAGCACCUUCGACAGGAUUAUCGGAUUCUACGAUGUUUACAAGGUGGAAACAAUAGGAGAUGCGUAUAUGGUGGUGUCUGGACUACCAGAGAGGAACGGUGACAUGCACGCUCGGGAGAUAUGUCUGAUGGCGUUGGCAGUGGUUGAAGCUGUCCGCGGGUUCGUCGUCAGGCAUCGACCAGCUCAUCGACUGGAGGUCCGCGUUGGAGUUCACUCAGGGCCCGUCUGCGCCGGAGUAGUGGGGGUCAAGAUGCCACACUACUGCCUCUUUGGAGACACUGUCAACACAGCCAGCAGAAUGGAGUCUACUGGCCAACCUCUACGCAUCCACCUGAGCGAGAGCACACGCGCGCUCCUCGACCAAUGGGGCACGUUUGUGGUUGAGCGUCGAGGCGAGGUGGAGCUCAAGGGCCGAGGCCGGAUGCUCACCCACUGGCUCCUGGAGUGCUCUGAGCCGGAAGCCAGGCUCAUGUCUCAAGGGUCCCAACCGCCGCCGCAAUACCCGAUACUCUUCCCAGCAUUGCCGCAACCAGCUAUCCUACAUACCCCGUACCUUGUCGUAGAACCACCCACCCUGGCUGCUUGAUCCGAAGAGAACAGUGACACUGAAGUGAGGAUAGAGGAGACCACUGAUUAGUGACCUCCGAAAACAGGGAAAGUGAUUGUUUGUGCUCGUUUCAUUCUUGAGGUUAUAUGGUGAUACAAAGGUGACCUAAAGUGUUAUCCGGUUCUAAGAUAAAGUGGAAUAUGUUUCAUAUUUUGUGUAAAAUAAUUAAUAACAAGUACUUAGUAUGUAAUUAUUUCAAUUAGGUAAUUCCAUUUGAUGUCGUGCCAAAUUAGACCAAGUCGAAACGAAAUUAUGAUACUUAGAAAAUGUAACCUAAGAGAGGGCAGCAGUAACUAUUAGUACUAUUCAGACGCGAAGGACAGGGGUCCUAGUACGGUUUUGAAAUAGACUACUCUGGGCGCCAUCCUAGUCGCGUCAGACAGAGUACUGCGGGGCGGAAGGCAAGAGGGACACCACUGCCCUAUUUUUCCCUAAAAAGUAUGGAGAAUGCUACACCGACAAGAGUGUGGCUUUUAAACUAGUGAUGGUGAGAAAAUGUAAAGAAAAUAUGUAAAUGUUUUACUAUAUUUAUAACUAUCUUCAGUAAUACUGUUCCUAUUUCUACAAUUUUAUAUUGUUGUCAAAAUAAUGUAUAUUUUUAUAUGAAUGUUGACCAUUUGAAGAUUGUAAGUAUGCAUUUAGAUGUUAGAAGAAAUGUAGAG
This is a messenger RNA of Pectinophora gossypiella (pink bollworm), 4019 nucleotides long. RefSeq names its product atrial natriuretic peptide receptor 1. The record is from RefSeq and is a predicted model, not a curated record. Gene Ontology annotation, cellular component: membrane. NCBI's taxonomy places the organism in Eukaryota, Metazoa, Arthropoda, Insecta, Lepidoptera, Gelechiidae. The transcript has 22 exons. Gene Ontology annotation, molecular function: ATP binding; guanylate cyclase activity; protein kinase activity. The coding region runs from base 1 to 3336 and encodes 1111 amino acids. Gene Ontology annotation, biological process: cGMP biosynthetic process; protein phosphorylation; receptor guanylyl cyclase signaling pathway.